Molecule: messenger RNA, 939 nt
Organism: Portunus trituberculatus (swimming crab)
Lineage: Eukaryota; Metazoa; Arthropoda; Malacostraca; Decapoda; Portunidae
Product: BCAS3 microtubule associated cell migration factor-like
Exons: 6
Coding region: 154-924 (256 amino acids)
Biological process (GO): response to starvation; autophagy
Cellular component (GO): cytoplasm
Source: RefSeq, a predicted model, not a curated record
UCUCCUCCAAUAAGGGCGCUUGCUAGGGUGUCUGGACAACAAAACAAAGAUCAGCUGACGCGGUGCGACGCAGUACUGAGGCAGGCACAAAUUUUACAGCCUAGUCGCCCUAAAUCUCGACGAGAAUGAAUUUGUAACAUUUAUUAACUAAUCAUGUCUGGAGAAAGUGGACGUCAUUCUCGACCUGUGGUGGGUCAGCAGGUUCGUCCAGAGCCAGUUGUGGAGAAGACCUUUGUGGAGAAUGUGGCAGGAUUCAUCAAUGAAUCUGCUGUGAUGCAUCUUCCUAGGAACUCCCAGGAUGAGUGGCUGCAGCACAAGACUCUCCACUUGAUCCUGUCUGAGCCAAAGCACGUCACUCCACAGACGUAUAACAAUCCUUCACAUUAUGAAGGGAAGGAAACAAUUCUGUGGGUUCGCUUUGACUACUGUGAUAUAAAUGACUUAGCUCGGUUCAGAGACAAAAUAGAAGUCAAUGGCAACUCUCCUCCACUCAUUCUGAUAGUGGGAUAUGCCUGUGGUGUGCAGGCUUGGGUGAUACCUGUCAAUGGUGAGGCUGUGGAAGUCUUGUCAUGGCGGCAGGGAGCAGUGCGCGUCCUGAAGGUAUUGCCAACGCCAAUUACCUCAGCCAGCAGUGUGGACCAUUACUCCCUUAAGCGGCCCAUAAUUGCCCUCUGUGAUACUGCUGGUCCAGGCCCUCACUUCUGUUCAGUUUCUUUCAUCUCACUUAAGACAGGAGAACAGGUGAAGAUCAUAAAGUUCAAGCAUCCAGUUCAUGAUAUUCAAGCCAAUAAGAAUAUUGUUGUUAUAACCUUCCUGGAGAAGCUGGCAGUGUUUGAUGCAUCAACUUUAGAAGAUACCUUUACUGUCACCACUUGUUACCCUAGCCCAGGUCCAAGGUAUUUAUGUUUGCUACUUUACCAUUGAAAAAAAUUGAUAUGA